GCUUUUUUUUUUUUUUUUUGCAACGAAACCACUAAUUUCUAGGACCACCCCAUUCCUCUUUUUUAUUUUUUUUUUUUGCACGUUAUGUGUGUGCCUGCGCGCGUUUCUUUACUUUCAAACACAUUUCCAUUUUUAAAGGCCGGAGCUGAAGAGAGGGCUGCCGCACGCGGGGCAAGGGAGUGGCGGGGACCCUGGUGGCAGUGUGGAGCGGUGGGGGCUCCUGCUGGUGCAGACGUGGGCGACUGCGGCUUUAAGGAAAAGGCCGAGGUCUGACGGGGAGUGGGAGUUAGGGACAGGGGAGGGGUGGGAAGAGUAGGGGUGCGGGGAGGAGCCCUGAUGUAAGAAUGUUAAUGAGAGGCUCCCCAGCCCAGCCCCCACCACUCCCCACUCCCACCCUCCCCACCGGUUGGAAAUACAAGCCCAGCCUCGGCGCGCCUUGUGUGGUAACACGCUCCGCCGCUGCCACGCUAUUUAAACUCGGGUUAUGGAUCCAGGAACCGGCGCGAAUCAAUGAGAUCAAACGCGAGGGAGAUGCACCGUCAAUUACAAGCACCUGGACAAGUCUAACUUUUUCUUCUUUUACAAAUACGCUUUCAAAAGAAACCUUAGCAACGCCCAAAUAAGAAGCCACCUCUAAGCAAAAUAGUAUAUAUAAAGGGAGGGCGAAUAUAUAUAUAUAUAUUUAUAAAAAGUAUAUUUAUAAUAUAGCUGUAUAGGUUUACACCCGGUGAACUUUUUCUUUUCCUUUCUUCUUUUUUCUUUUUUUUAAACGAGUGGCAUUGCAAAGGAGGACUCUUCCUCUCUAUCUUUUGGCGAGUUAGUGAAGGGGGUAUUCUAUUUUCUUAGAGCGCCCAAGGGGGCGCAGGGACCUCGGAGAGUAGAGUGGGGAGGAAAGAGGAAGGGUGGGUGGGGGGCAGAGAGCGAGUCCGCAGCGAGGGCAGGCGCUUUCCUGCGGCACGAUGCCUUCCCUGCUGGUGCUCACUUUCUCCGCGUGCGUACUGCUCGACUGGGCGUUGCUGGUCGGCUGCACGGGUGGCGGUGUUGGCGGGGGCCCGGGCGGCGGGCGCCGGGAGAGAGAGGCGCUGCCGCCGCAGAAGAUCGAGGUGCUGGUGCUGUUGCCCCAGGACGACUCGUACCUGUUUUCCCUGGCCCGGGUGCGGCCGGCCAUCGAAUAUGCACUGCGCAGCGUGGAGGGAAACGGGACCGGGCGGCGGCUUCUGCCACCAGGCACUCGCUUCCAGGUGGCCUACGAAGACUCGGACUGCGGCAACCGCGCACUCUUCAGCCUGGUGGACCGCGUGGCGGCGGCGCGGGGCGCCAAGCCCGACCUCAUCCUGGGGCCGGUGUGCGAGUAUGCGGCUGCACCGGUAGCCCGGCUUGCGUCCCACUGGGAUCUGCCCAUGCUGUCAGCCGGGGCACUCGCAGCCGGCUUCCAGCAUAAGGACACCGAGUACUCGCACCUCACGCGCGUGGCGCCAGCGUACGCAAAGAUGGGAGAGAUGAUGCUUGCCCUGUUCCGUCACCACCAGUGGAGCCGCGCCGUGCUGGUUUACAGCGACGACAAGCUGGAGCGGAACUGCUUCUUCACCCUCGAGGGGGUCCAUGAGGUCUUCCAGGAGGAGGGCUUGCACACGUCCGUCUACAAUUUCGAUGAGACCAAAGGCUUGGAUCUGGACGACAUCGUGCGUUACAUCCAGGCCAAUGAGCGAGUGGUGAUCAUGUGUGCGAGCAGCGACACCAUCCGCAGCAUCAUGCUGGCGGCCCACAGGCACGGGAUGACCAGCGGAGACUACGCCUUCUUCAACAUUGAGCUCUUCAACAGCUCUUCUUACGGAGAUGGCUCAUGGAGGAGAGGAGACAAGCACGACUUUGAAGCUAAGCAAGCGUACUCAUCCCUCCAAACAAUCACUCUACUGAGGACAGUGAAACCUGAGUUUGAGAAGUUUUCCAUGGAGGUGAAAAAUUCUGUUGAGAAGCAAGGGCUCAGUGAGGAGGAUUACGUGAACAUGUUUGUUGAAGGAUUCCACGACGCCAUCCUCCUCUACGUCCUGGCUUUACAUGAAGUGCUCAGAGCUGGCUACAGUAAGAAGGAUGGAGGGAAAAUCAUCCAGCAGACUUGGAACAGAACAUUUGAAGGUAUUGCCGGGAAGGUGUCCAUAGAUGCCAAUGGUGACCGGUAUGGGGACUUCUCUGUGAUUGCUAUGACCGACACAGAGGCGGGCACUCAGGAGGUUAUUGGUGACUACUUUGGAAAAGAAGGUCGUUUUGAAAUGCGACCGAAUGUCAAAUAUCCUUGGGGACCUUUAAAACUGAGAAUAGAUGAAACCAGAAUUGUGGAGCACACAAACAGCUCUCCUUGCAAAGCAUCAGGUGGCCUAGAAGAAUCAGCAGUGACAGGAAUUGUUGUGGGGGCCUUACUAGGAGCUGGCUUGCUAAUGGCCUUCUACUUUUUCAGGAAGAAAUACAGAAUAACCAUUGAGAGGCGAAACCAGCAAGAAGAGAGUAACAUCGGAAAACAUCGGGAGUUACGGGAAGAUUCCAUCAGAUCCCAUUUUUCGGUGGCUUAAAAGGAAGUCUGUUCUUUUGGCUUGAGAUUCUUUAAGGAGAUAGAUGGGAUGAAAGACAUCAAUGGAACAGAAGGGGCAAUCCCGAAGAACUCAUUCUUUUAAGCAGUUAGUCAUUUCGUUGUUAAAUUUCUUUAGAAGCUCAGGAACUAUUAUUAAUCACCAUAUGCCUCCCAGCCUUUCAUCUCAUGACAAACAAAUAUAAGAAUAUAAUGUCACUCUGUUAAAUGUUCAUACUGUUUUCAAGGGCAUAUGAUUAGACUUAUGUUUUGAAAGUCUGAUGUCUCCAUAUCUUGAUGGCUUUGGGGGGCAUUUCACACAAGGAUAUAACAUGUGUUUUUCUUAAAUGAAAUGUUUUAUAGCUAGAAUAAAAUAAUUUUUGCAAGUAGAAUAUUCUUAGAAAGAAUUUAACCCUAAGAAGAAGAAAAUGUGAUGAAAAAUCUCAAGAUUAGAAAGACAGCGUUCCUUUCUCUAGCGCUGGUGGACAGAGCCGAGGUUGAGAACUGCUCUGUCCAGUGUGUAUAUUCAGGUCCUGACCUCAUAUCUCAAAAAGGAAUUUCCUUCCUGUCUCCUUCAGCAUCUCAUAAAAGCUACUCUGGAGAGCUGUAACUAAUGAGAUAAGAGGAUUUAUGCAAGAAAAGCAAAUCUAAAAUGUUUCAUUUUUUUAAAAAUAUAAAAAGCCCUAUUUCACACUAACGUUUUAUUUUUAAGUAUUUUAGUCUUAUAUUUUGCUAUUAGAAAAUGUGUCUAUUUUUUCAUUUCAAAGAUUAAAUUUCAUUUAUAUUUUAAAAGCAUAGGUAAAGUGUACAACAAACCAAUAAUGAUGAAAGAUGCCUUUCUUUUUCUCUGUUUUCCUCUUCGCCUUGGCCAUAGCCUAAUACUAAUUGCUGCUUUAACUACAGAGAUCUAGAAAUGUAUUCAUAGUAUAGAAUGUACAGGAGUACAUCCAUUUACGUGUUUUAAAGGUAUUAUCUUUGAGAUAGAUUCUUUCUAGUUCUGGCCAAAUGAUGAGUAUCAAAUGAUCAAGGAUGAAAUUUAUUAGGAUUAAGUCGAGUUUUAUAAAGAGACAGCCCUUUUUUUUUAAGAAGAACUUUAUGAGUUAGAACUUGAAUCACAGAAAUGCUAAAUUUAAUAAAUGCAUACAAGACAUUUUACCAAAAUUCACAAUGAUAAUUUUGGUUUAAAUAAGGAUUCCAAAUAGCUAUUAUAGUCCCUUUCAGUAAACUCCACAGAGCUUUGCAACCGUCCACUAAAAACCCGUGUAAUGGGGGCUUGGGUAUGGCUAUGAGGCGUUUGGACGAGGUUUAAUAAGUACUUACUGAAUCUCUACUUUGCACCCAGUGCUCUUCACAUAGGUUUAAACUCAGGUUGCCGCUGUCAUGUAUAAUUUGUGGAGAAAACAGACAGUGAGGGAAGAUUGGGGAGAUGCCAGAUCAGUGUACCAUCUUAAAAUGAUAUUGUGAGGGUCUUUCAUUAAUAAUGCCUGAGCAUCUGGAAAAUAGUUUUAAAAAUUAUCUUAACGUCUAAAGGACAUCUAGAGGAGGAAAAUAGAGGAGUUUAAGAAAAUAAGGAAAUAUAGGAAUUUGAAUCAUUCCUUGGUAGUGAUGGAGGCUGUGGGUCACACAGGUGGAGGCAGAGUAAGUGAAAGCUGCGUGUCCUGCAAGUUGGAGGAGCUUGCUUUCUGGAGGAGUCUGCCUCCAUCACGCCAGUCAAAGUGAACGGAUUAUUUCUACGUGAGGCACAUUCCCCCUCUAUUGUUUAAAAAUGGAAUGUGGGCAGCUGGAGAACAUGAUAAAACAAUGAACUCUGAUCAACUGAAGGAGCUAGGCUGUCAUUCUCCAUGCUGGGUGCAAAGGAAAAAGUGCUAAAUUCAAAACAGGACGGAAAAAGAAGGCAAGAAAGGCAAGCUCCAGCAAUUCUAAUGUAGGAAGAGAGUCUGGGAAGUAAAAUCCAGGAAAGCAAAGCAUUUAACAUCUCAGGACUCAGAGUGAAAACAUCAGUGUGAGGUUUGCCUCCCUCUUAUUUUCGUGAGUUGAGAGCUUAUUUCACUGUCAUUUUAAUUUUUCCAUAUAUUUUAGAGAUGUUCAUUUUCUACUAUCUUAUGCUUGUAAAAAACAUUAAAGUUUUGAACUUAUGUGCUUACUACAGGGGAAAAACACUCUACCUGGUUGCAUGCAGUCUUUGGGAAGAAACAUUUCCAACCUUUUAUAUAGGGGCCCAUUAAUUCUUAAUAUUUUUAAAGCAAAUAUCUUUUAUUUCUACUUUAGGUAGAGGAAGAGUUCUAAACUUAAUAUUAAAUCCCCAGAAAAAAAUCUUAAAAAUUUAAAUUUAGUCUUUUAAAAAUGGUAGAGCAAAUCCGGAGGUUUUUGAUUUGUGGAUGCCAUUCUCUUCCAAUCUUAAAGCGAUUCUGAGGUUCUUGAGGUUGACUAUUUACAUGUCUGUUGUCUAUCCUUUCUUCUUUGAAAUCAUCAUAUGAGUUACCAAAACUCUACUGAAAUUUGAAAACUCCCUUAAGUUGGGAAACCUUUGCUAAAAGAGUAGGUGUUUGGCCCAAGGUUAAGACUUCUUGGGAUUUAAGAUUCUAACUGCUGACAUCUUCCACAAUUAGUCAUUCAUACUUCACCAGUAGCCACAUACCAUAUAGUAAAAGAAGUAGGACUUUGGCUUUUAAAUUAUUCUAUAAAUUAUUACCCUGAAGUCCAGAGUGUUCAGAUUUCAAAAGGGAUUCUUCAUCAGUACUUUCUCAUCUCGCCAAACAUAAGUUGACGCUGAUACAGGUCAAAGUGAGUAUAUACUUUUUGUGUAUACUCUUGGUGUGGGAAAUAAAUAUAGGUUUUAUGGUCAUCAUCAUCAUCUUCUUAGGUUUUUUUUCUUUUCUGCACUCAGAAAUGAAAGCUUUCACCAGGCCAUCACUUCUAUUGAGGAAGAACUUUCUGUAUAGACUGUGUGUCUUCCUCCAGGAUGACCACAAGCUCUACAAGGAAGUCCCUGUAAACAGUACAUUUCUCAGAAGGACCAUCAGCUUGUCCUUUCCUGAACCUCAGACAUGGUUCCACAGGCUUUAAAGUGGUUCUUUACAUUUCAGAAGUUCUACUUAAUGGAGGGAGGGGAGAAAGAGAUAGAAAGACAAUGCCUCUUUUUCUCCUCUUCCUUAAAUUCAAAGACUUGGUGCUUUGGAAUAUCAAUCACUUCUCCGUCUGGCUCCUGGAAUCAUUCACUUAUUCAAGGCCCCUGUGCCCUUUGUGCCCCUAACCAACCGCUUUCCUUCUGGUUUUCCCUGAUUUGGGGAAUGUAAGAUUCGCCACUAACCGUGACAUUGAGGCCAUUGUAUAGACCUGAUACAGACAAAGACAGGAAUUCAGAUUAGGUCCAGCACCUCCUUGUGAGGGAGCAUAAAGUGGCUGUUUGUGGAAGUCUCUUUCGGAGACCAAAUAGAAUGUUAUGUCACUGGAAUUAGGGGAGGGUUUAUAAACUGAAAGGAAUGCAUACCUAUGUUUCUUGGGACGUGAAGCAUUCAGAUCCUGAGUGGAUGCUGUCAUAAUGCCAAACAUCAAGCAAAACUAGCAAAAUGGUGUUUUGCUAAAUUGGUCCCUCAAUCUACAUUUCCUAGGUUUUGUUUAGUUGUGCCUUGUGGUUCAGUGCUUCGUAAGGAAGCUGAAGAUGAGCUGAACUUCUUCUUCAGUGGGAAAAACUAAAACUAUCUACAAACAUGGAAUAUGUUUUGGGUGCAGUGUGGAAGCAUAGAGAAUGAGAUGUUGCUGUUGAGAGGGAUCUGUUCCUUUUCUGGAUCUUUAGAAAGACAGAAUAACCCAUAAUUUCGUUCUUCUGCAAGAAGCACGGGCCACACUCAGCAAGAAGAAUCAGGAUCAACAACAUUUCUCUAAAGAGAUGAUAAAAUAUACCCCUAUAGUAUAACUGCUUAUAUGUGUGAGGCCAGACUUUCUUCAGGUACUUCAACCAAAAUAACAUUUCACAAUACACAAUGCAGAAGCAGAUAUUAGAAUCCAAUUGUUUUCUAUUAAGUGGGACAUUAAAGAUAUUUGAAAAAUUAAAAAAAAAUCAAGAUCAGGCCCUUCCAAAAGAAACAGAAGAGGGUAGUGUUGCCAGCUGCUGUCAUCUUUACCACCCCUUCCUCCCCAGCCCCUGCCCAGUGUCCACUGCAGCUCCAAAGAUGCAUGAGCAUCUUGCUCAUGCAGGGCUCAGAUGUUUGGGAGCGGAUCCUCCAUACCUCCUGACAGGGAAAGAAGACAGCAUGCUGGCUGGAAGAAUGUAGCUGGCUUCUGAUCAGAACCUUUACCUAACUUGACCACAUGCUGUCUGGGCAGUUCAAGCCUGUGAUGUGCAUAUACUACAGCAAACCUGGCUCUGGUUUUCAGCUUGCCGGUCUCACGCAUGUCUCUUGCAGGUAUAACCCCCCAUAGCUAGGCUCUAGGAUUAAAAGGACUUUCAAAAGGUUGUGGAUUGGAGUUUGUUUGAAUUUCUCAUUAACCACUAAUAUUAAUUCAUACCAAAGGCAAAGCAAUUCUAAACCAGCUGAUGCUAUUAAUGCUCAUAUUUUAAGCUACUUCAAAUACAGGGAGAGGGUUUCAAUGGGAGUUGAGUCUCAGAAGUGAAAAUCCAUAUGCUGUAAUAAUGUAUACAUAUCAGGUGUGGGAUGAUUCCUAGGCGACAUAUUUGAACAAGCAGAAUUAAGAGCAAAAAUGCUGCACUGCUUUGAUUCACGUGUUUUAAGACCUCAGUUUCUAGGUGCAAGGAAUAAAGGGCCCAUUCACCAGUGCAAGUCACAACACAGGCUACCAAAGUAGUUUUUCUUUGCUAGGAGAACAAAGCUGUCAUGGCACGUAAUAACUGGGCAGAGAAGGUUGAGAAAGAGGAAAAUUUGGAUUUAGAGACAGGAUGUCCUAUUUAUUAUUCACUGCCAAAAUCUUAAACUGUUGAGUGUGCUGUGUUUUACAAGGCAGCAAUGAGGUACCCUUAACAGCGUGGGGAUGCUGUGAGUUUGCAGACCUUUUUGCUGGGGCCCUGAAUUCCCUGUGCAUGGUGAACAACAAUCCAAGAGGACACAGUGCAGACACUGUGGGGGAUUUACUUCUGCAGCCCUCGUCUUCUGGGCCAUAUUACUCAUUGAUAAUUUGCAUAUAGGUCUACCGAACAAUACAGCUACCAUGAGUCUGGUAGAAAAAAGUAAAAGCUGCACGAGCUACAGUACAGUUUACUAUUCUAAUGUAAGUAGAACUAUCUGCAUAUAAUGUGAUUUAAUUUAUUGUUUUAUGUAGAAAAUGAGAAUUAAUAACUGUGGAUAUAACCCCUGUUUUGUAUAAUGUAUUUUAUUUCUGGUGCAAACUGGUCAUUUAAGAUAUCUACUUUAUUUGGUGUUUGGAUAGAAAUGUGUAUGUAUUCUUGUAAAUGUUUCUGUUAAGCAAGAAUGCCACAUGCUCACAGUAUAACAAUGUGUUCUCAUUAAAAAAAUACAUCCCACAGAAA
Sus scrofa (pig) is the source of this 8048-nucleotide messenger RNA. RefSeq names its product natriuretic peptide receptor 3 (gene NPR3). Gene Ontology annotation, biological process: signal transduction. The record is from RefSeq and is a predicted model, not a curated record. Lineage: Eukaryota; Metazoa; Chordata; Mammalia; Artiodactyla; Suidae. Gene Ontology annotation, cellular component: membrane. Gene Ontology annotation, molecular function: natriuretic peptide receptor activity; peptide hormone binding.